AUGAAGCGGGAUAACAGCCUUGUAAAUAAACGUGAAGAGAAGCGACUCCAGAUUAGAGAAAUUGGAAAAAAUUAAGGAAACCGGGGGUGGGGAGAGAAGCCGAUCUCCCCAGAAGAGUACGCAGCUGGCAACUUUAUCACCACAGACGAGAGAACCUCAGAAAUGAACCCACCUCACCUCAACACGUUAUAGACUUUUUCCCUCCACGGGCGCCGCCAUGUUUAUAUAUCUCUCACCGCACAUAUACGCCUGCGCGAAGGCUCGAGACUCAGCUCCCUAACGUACGAGUGCCCUGAAGGGACACACUUCCUCCAGAAAGCAGGCCGACUAAACCCGCGCGCGUAUUGGCAGUCCGGCGUGCCGUUGUGAUUGGCAAGCCCGGGGCGGGGAAAGAGUGAGGGAGUCGCGCGUCGCAUAGGCCGGCUGGGUUGAUUGAUCGGCCAGGCGCGCGGCAUGGGCCGGUUUGCUUCCACUGAUUGGCUAAUCUUGAGAGAGGAGGAGGAGGCGGCGCUGGAAGGGAGGGAAAGGAGGGCAAGGCUCUCGCGCUCCCUCCGAGAUAGGAAACAGGCGAAGGUCGAACGCGGAGCAGAAAGGCGGGGGGGGAGAGAAGGGGGCGGGGCAAACCACACACACACAGGUAGAGAGAAAGAGAGGGAGAGAGGGGGAGUGGGCGUGGUUAAGGCUCCCUCGCUCGCGCCUGCCUGUGAGAGAGCGAGCGCGCGCGAGAGAGAGCGCGAGGCGGCCGCGGCGCGCGAGCUUGACGCCUCGCGCACGCGCCGAGGCAGGAGCGCUGCUGCUGCUGCUGCUGCUGCUAAGGCUGCCGCCGCCGCCGCGCCGCCGCCGCCACCAGCAGCACCAGCACCACAGCCGCUGCUACCGCCGCUGCCGCCAUUUUGGAUCCGCGGCCGCCCUCAGCGCAGCGCGAGGAGGAUCAGGCUGGAAUAAGACGACGACGAGGAGGCGGCGGAGGAGGCAGAGGCGGAGGCCUGCGCCCGCUGAAGCAACCGAGAGGGGCGAGUCUCCUGGGGUGGGAGGGGGAGGGACGUUGGUUUUCCCUCAGCAGCAACCGAAGGAGCAGCAGCAGUGGCGGGUCUCGCCCUGGCCUUGCCCGCCCGCGAAGGCGGGUUGGCCCCGGCCUGGGAGGAUGAGGCAGGCGCGGAGGAGCCGGAGCCGGGCCUCGCUGUGACGCGGUGAGCGAGGGAAGGAGGAGGAGAAGAUGCGGGGAGGGAAAAGGGGCGGCGGCGGCGCUUGGGGGGCUCUCGGUCCCUGACAGUCGGGCCCCUUCGCCUGGGCGCGGAGGGGGCUGAGCUGCGGAAGGGGCUCCUCUUGACAGGCCCUUUCCGUUGGCGGGGAUCCUGGAAGCCUCGCCGGCUGUUUGCUCUCCCUCAGGGGGAGAUCCUGACAGCCAGGCCUUGGAGGGAGGGAAGGGGAGAUCCUUGCAGCUGCUUUUUAAUUAUUAUUUUUUUGAGGGGGGGGGCGUGUUAGCGAGACAGUAAAGGGAAUAUCUUUUGCAUGGCUGCUCACUGCUUUCGGGGGACUUGGGUUUCAGGUGCAAGGCUGGGUGUGUAUGUAGACGCACGCAGCGCACAAAAUCCUUGAGAGGCUGGUUGUUGCUUUCGGUGGGCGGGGAGAGGGGGAUCCUUGCAGCUAUAUUUGGGGGAGCAUGUUGGAGAGAGUAAAAGGCAGAUUGCUGUGAGUUGGGUUACUGCUGUGAGGCGGUGGGUGGCUCAAGGUGCAAGACUCGAUAUGUACACACACACACAGACGUGCAACGUUUCCCCUUUUGAAGAGAGGUCCUUGAUCUUGUUAUGCGAGCGGGUGGGUGGUGUAGGUGGCUGGCAUGCUCUUGGAGCAUGACUUCGGGGGUAUGUGUGUGAAGGAGGUGUGUGUGUGUGUGUGUGUCUUGCAUUUUUAUUUUAUUUUUUUGCAGCUUCGUUAUUGGGUGGGUGUGUAUUUGUAAACGUUGCACCCUCGUUUUGUGAGGUUUGCUGUUCAAUCCUUGUGGCUUCAUUUGUGGAGUUUUUGCAGCCUCCGUUUUGUGGUGGUGGUUAUGUAUUCUUGUAGAAAAACGACCACAAAAACUGGGAACCACAAUGCUGAGCAGGGUGGGGAAGCGGAAGGGGCUCCAGGUGUUUGAAGGGAAAAAUAUUUCACAUAUAUUUUUCUUCAAACAUCCUUUCCUCUCUCCCCCGGCCCCCCCCCCCCAUGUAUUCGAGUAACUUCACCUUUUUGAGAGGGACGUUAUGUAUGGAGUUUUGUAGCUUCAUUUUGGGGGCAGGAAUAAUACUUAGGGGGAAAUCUUGAAGCUUCACUUGCAGAAUUGUUACAGACUUGCUUCUUGGUGGGAACUCAUGGAUGGCGUUAUUCAGCUUCAUUUCCCUCCUCUGUGGCUAGGAAUGAGGCAGAUUGACUCCUGUUUAAAGUGAAUGUUUGGUGUGCUGAUACACUCCUUGUCCUCUCUAUUGGGAUGGGGAAUUAAUUCCUCUCUUUUUUUAAGGGAGGUGCUUGAUCGUUUCCUGUGUGUGUAGAUUUCUGGCAAGAACCUGAGUGGGUUGGCAGCUGAAGGGGAAUCCUGCUGGAUGAGCAAGAUGGGAAUCCUGGUGGCUGCACCCUGGUAGUAUGUGGGUGGGCUUCCUGACAGCUUGGCCCCUGCUCCCAUAGCUGGAAUCAUUGACGGGAGGGUUGAUGGAUAAGGCUAGUCUCCAGGAAUGUUAGUUUGGUGUGCAUUGAGACAGAUCCAUUUGUGUGUGUGAGUGAGAAAGUGAUUGAUUCUUUGGUACCGAGGACCCCCUCAGAGAUGCCAAAUUUCUUGCACAGAAUGUAUUCCCUUUGUAGGAAAUCAUCACAGUGUGUGAUGAUUUUUCUCAUACACAAACACAUGUGUUUGGCUUCAUGUACCAGUGUUGUUAAACUCGCAGCCAAUCGCUGCUUCUCAGCAUGACUACACAUGGCAAUAGAUCAUCACACAUGACAAACUACAUGAGGCUCGCCAUCUAAUUUGUCUUUUCUGAAUUGGCCUCUGGCUUCUAUGAGGCGGAAAGAGGUUCUUGACAGUUAGGUCACCUCCUUAGAAUGGCAGGUGAGAGGUUGAGGAUACUGGACACGUAGUUUUGUAGAAACCCCAUGUCAUUGCGGACAGCUUUCAGUAUCUGGGAGGGUCGUUGUCCCUUGCCUUGAGAAACUGCAAACUUUUCUCAAGGAUUAAUGCUUGGAUAGCUCUUUAUUUAACCCUAACCCUUCACUCCUCACUUCAAAUGACAAAAACCAAGCCUUAAGUACUUGUGCAUAUUCUUUCUAUCUUCCUUACCUCCCCCACCUCAAAUAUAUAUUCUUCUGCCAGAAUUUACACUGUCAGUUUCUCUGUACAGAGGCCUGUUCUCUCCCCUGCACCACCACUUUUUGUUUUAGUGUUGUAUAAAAAAGUAUUAUCUCUGUAGAGAAGGCCUGCCUUAAGAGGUACCUCUUAAAUUAUUCCUCGUUUGUUUGGCAACUGCUGCGGUACCUCUCUUAGCAUUUUGCAUAUGAGCCCCCCUUUCUUUGAUGUCUAAUACAUUUAUCCUUUUAUCCAUUUACUUACAAGUUGUGUUGUGCUUGGGACUAUAACUGCUUAACAGUCAGGUUUUAUGUCAUUUUCAACUUGAUCUUUCAGACUUUCAGUUACAACUUUUCUGUUUGUAACUCCUCCAGGCAGAGAACAUGCCCCUGCUGCACUUUCUACAAUGCCUGAUGUAUUGUAACUAUUCAGUACCUGCUAUGUAAGAGCAGCUGCUAUAGCUCAUCCUUCCACUAGAAAGCUUAAAUGGCACUACCAAUGGUCUUCUGUCCAGGCCACAUUUCCUUAGAGUCAUAAUUGUUGUAGGAUUAGGUGCUUCCAGCCCAGUUUCUGGACCCCUUGUUAGUUAUGUGCCUUUCAGCAAAACUAUAACUUCUGACCCUCUUAGGACUGCUUUUUUGUGUUGCUUUCAGAAGUUAUGGCUUGAUGUAUGAAUGUGUAAUUUUGAAAAGCUAAGUGCAUGUAUCUGUUUCUGAGAGUUGAGUGUCAUUCAUACUUCAUGUGCAUGUGGAACUGAAACAGUGUUGUUUAAUUACUGCACCUUCCUCUAAGGAGCUCAGGGAUGGGUGUGUUUAUCCCAUAUUAUUCUUCAGUUGACUGGCAGGGUAGGGUAGACUGAGGUUUGAACCUAGUUCCAGCACUCUUGUCUUCCAAUUGGACUUUCUUACCCCUUACUUCUAUAUCUCACCUGUAAUUAUAGAGGGAUGCACUGGGUAGAUGGCUACUCUUACCAACCGCUGAUGUUGGUUUUCUGGAAAAUUCUGAAUUGGGAAAUUUUCAUAUGCAAACCAGGGUAAUCUUCAUAGGAUAAUUUGCAGUGGGGAAAAAUUUAUCAUGCCCUAGAGAGUAAUCUAAUUUGGCAUGUUUAUUUUACUUGUAUUUAGUCAACAAAGCUAAACACGUUGAAACUGCCAAGCUUGCCUAAUAUUGUAUUUGCAGUUGGCACCUAUUCAUUGUAUCUAAUGAACAUAUGACAUGGGAAAACUUCCAUGGAAAAAGAAAGCACUUGGAACGUUCUGUGUGUGCAAACUUUCCCCACCCCACAUCACUGCUCUCAACCCUUAUUAGCAAGAUUGAUCUAUACAGCUCAGAACUGGCUCCUUUCCCAUUUUCUAUGAUGGAUAGGGGCCCACUAACAUUAGCAUGGCUUACUAACAAGUCAUCAUUUGUGAUAUGAAGAAGGUGCAAAACAGUGGAAGUCUUUCCUGCUGCUUGGAAGAGAUUCCUGCAGUCUUACUCAAAAACAUCAAUAGAAAUGAGACAUUUGGUGUAAAGAUCUGUGUGGUGCUGGGUCUCCUGCUUGCAAGAGGGCUGGGUGCACUUGCCUCUUGUGAGUUCGUAGGUAGAUCUGUAGAUGCCUGCUGGUGGGCACUAAAAAGAUUUCAUAUUCCUACAGCAAUGUUUGGUGGCUGGAAAGAUACUGCCUCUGUUCCACUUGGUACCUGCAUGGCAGCAUCAGUCACUUCUGGCUCAUGCUGGCCCAAGGAAUCCUAAAGGACCAGGUGGAAUUGUCAAGGAGAAUUGCUGAUAGUGAUAUUUGCAGUCUUGAUGGGGAUAUUCUAUCCAUAGAGUUUCUUGUGGGGGGGAGGCCUUGCCACAGACAGAAAGUUCCUCAUUACUAAUUUAGAGUGAACUGUUUGAAAAGUUAAAGAAAUCAUUUCUAUCUUUGUGCUAUAUUUCAGUAAAUGCAUUUGGAGCAGGAUUGUUAAAAAAAAAAAGUCUUAGGUGUGGGCCAGAUGUGGAGCUGAGGGCAUAGGAGAAAGUCUGAGAUGGGGAAAUAGUUUUGAAUGGCAGAGGGGUUCCCAUGGCAUUCAUUUUAUUGCCUGCUCUAGAUGGGUAUUAUACUCCCUUUGAAGGAGCAGGUUUGUAGCUGGGGGUUCUCCUGGAUCAAUUGCUGUCACCUGAGGCACAGGUGGUCUUAGUGAUAUGGAGUGAAUGCCAUCGGCUUAAACUAGUGGCUUAACUACGAUUCUAUCGGAAUAGGGAUAACUUGGCUGCAGUAAUCUUAUGUUCUGGGAACCUUAAGACUGGGCUGUUGCAAUGAACUUUAUGUAGGGCUGCCUUCGAAAAUGAUUUGGAAGCUUCAGUUAGUACAGAAUGUGGCUGCCUGAUUGUUGACAGGUUUGAGGCAAACAGAUCAUAUAUCACCAAUUCUGUUAUAACUACACUGGCUGCCUGUAAUCUUCUGGGCCCAAUUCAGAGUGCUGGUUUGAUCUAUAAAGCUAUUUGCAGCUCAGGACCCUAAUAUUUUUUGGAACAUCUCUCCUGGUAUGAACAUAACCAGACCCUUACAUAUUUUACUCAGGUCCUUUGUGUGAGGGAGGAUCAGAGAGUGGUGACAAGGGAGAGGACCUUUUCAGUUGUGACUCCCUGUUUGUGCAAUAUUCUCCCCAAUGAAGUCCACCUGAUGCUAUUGUUGGCUUCUUGACUCUUGAUAGACUAAGAUGAUACUGUUUUGUUAUUAGUGUGCUGCCAACAGUUCUUGUGGUUGUUUUAUGGUAUAGUGUAUUUAUAUUCAUGUUUUAAGUGCAUUGUAAGUCACUAGGAGGCCUUCAGUUAAUAAGCAACUAACAAGUCUAAUGGUUCUGUGCUUGAACUGAGAGGGAAUGCCAAAUGUGUAUGAGAUCCUAUGCUUGACCAAGGCUGCAAUUUUGAGUACCGGCAGCUCCCCUGCCCCCCAUUUACACAUGUUCAAUAUGUGUGUGAUUGCAUCACGCUGAACCCAGAAGUGACUUGAAAACUUCAUAAAGACCUCACUGAAACAUCACUAAAAGGGUGGAAUGGGGGUGGAGCGAUGUGCUUGCAGGCUUUUUCAAUGGCUUUCAUUUAUACGUGAUUUCACUGAUGUGCACGGUGCCUUGGAACAUAACCCCCGUGUAAACGAGGGGCUGCCUGUAUGCUGAUAACCUUUUAAUGCAAUCCUAGGCAUAUUUAUUUAAAAGUCCCUUUGAGAUGAUUGGGGCUUCUGUCGAGUAAGUGUGCAUAGGAAUGCAGCCAUAGCCCUGCUAAAAUAACUAUUAACCUUAAAAACAUCUCUGCAAAAGAUACUGGUCCAUUUUGAAAAAUAUAACUGCCCCCCCACCUGCAUUUUUUUGUUUUGUUUUGUUGAUACAGGUGCUAGGGGGAUCCUUAACUCUUUCAGCCUAUUAAAGUAGAACUAUCUGCUCACUUGGAGGGAAUCCUUAUUUGCUGUAGUUGCCCAGAUAAAUUUCUGUUUGUAAAAGCCUGAAUUAGUGGUAUGCAUUUUUGGGUAAAGGAUUGAAAUUGGUAAUGCUCACAAGGUCUUCCCCAUGUCUUUGUGAAAAUAAUUAUAGACAGAGGUGCCUCCAGUGAGCACGUGUAGUGGGGACUGAGAAUCACAGGAAGAAACCCAGAUGCCUGGUCACUUAGGAUUUAACAUUUGUUGCUAGAGGUUUGAAGUGUUCAUCCGGCUCUAUAUGGGGCUGGCACCUUGAAAGCAUAUCUCAAAAGUAGCAGUAGCAUAAUAGCAUUAUUAAGGCCAACUAGAAAACCACAGAAUGAUGAACAAGGUCUUGAAUUCCCCACAGCUCUUAAUCCAGUUGUGGUGGGGAACUCAAAAGCUUACUUGCUGCUUCAUAAUACUUUUAGUUGGCCCUGAGAAAUGCACUGCCCUGUCGCUAUUUUUGGAUCUGUUUUCUUUCUCUCUACCUCUCCCCUCUUCCAACAUUAGAACUACAUGUCUACCUGCAGUUUUCAUGUGCUAUUAGUUCAAAUAACUAUAUUUCCAGUUUCAGCAAUUGAUCCAGAGAGCUGAGGACACAGCACUGGCCAGAUAGAGAAUGGAGGAAAGAGUGGCUUGAUUGGGGCAUAUGUGUAUAUACCAACUUUCCUCCGAGGAGCUCAAGAUGGCAUGCAUAGUUCUCUGCUCUAUUUUCUCCUCACAGCAACCCUGUGAGGUAGGUUAUGCUGAGAGUGAGUGACUGGUCCAAGGUCACCCUGCGAACUUCAUGGCUGGGUAGGGAUUCAAAACUUGGUCUUGCAAUAAUAGCUGUUAACAGUAUUAUGCAGCCAAGCUUGUAACUAAGGGGGAAAAGAAGUUUGGCAAGCCAGAUUGAUAGCUGCCGAAAUAAAGGCAUAGAAGCACGUUGUUGUGGUAUAGAGCUGGCAUAGUACAAUGACCAAGAAACUGAAAUAUAAAUUGGCAUGUCCUCACCUCUCACCUCUGACAUGAGCUCACUAGGUGUCAUUAGGCAAGCCACUGUCUCUCAACCUCUUACAGUACUCCCAGUUUAACACUAUGAAAGUAAUAAUAUUGACUUAACUUGCUGUAAUCCUUGCAGCUCUGUAAAGUAACACAUGUGAAGCUCUUUGACCACUCAGAAUCAUAGCAUUGUAGAGUUGGGAGGAACCCUGAGGGCCAUCUAGUCCAGACAGAUGGCCAUCAAACCUCUAAGGAAGGAGAAUCCACCACCUCCCAAGUGAGUUUGUUUCACUGUCGAACAGCUCCUACUUGUCAGAAAGUACUUCCUGGUGUUUACCUGGAAUCUCCUUUCUUGUAACUUGAAUCCAUUGGUUCAGGUCCUAGCCUCCGGAGCAGGAGUACCAGUAUUAAAUGCUAUUUAAAAGCACACAAAACGUCUGAGGGAACAACCGUAAAUUCAUCUAUUUACAGGACCGCCUCUCCUGGUAUGCCCCGCAGAAGACCUUAAGGUCCAUGAAUAACCAUAGUUUAGAGGUCCUGGGCCCUAAGGAAGUCAGACUAUCCUCCACCGGGGCUAGGGCCUUUUCAGUGAUGGCUCCGACCUGGUGGAAUGUUCUGUCCCAUGAGACUAGGGCCCUUCAGGAUUUAACCUCCUUCCGUCGAGCCUGUAAGACAGAGCUGUUCCGCCUGGCCUUUAAUUUGAAUUCAGCCUGAUCUUUUAUUUCCCUUCCCUUCUCUUCCCUCCCCCUCCCCUCUAAUGAAGAUUACCCACUCUGAGACCCCACAGCUAAUUCUCCCCUGGCCUCCUCGCUGGCCCAAGUAGGACUAAUUCAGCCAGCUAGCCCUGGUGAUUAUCUAAUGCUUAUUAGAUGGAUUUCCCCUAAAUUGAUUUCUGAACUUUGAAUUUUAUUGUUAUUCAUGUUUUUAUACUGUAUUUUAUGCUGCUUUUACAAUUAAGUGUUUUAAAUUUGUUGUUAGCCGCCCUGGGCCCAGUUUUUGAUCCUGGAAGGGCGGGGUAUAAAUAAAAAUUUAUUAUUAUUAUUAUCUAUUACCAAAUGUGCCUUGUAUGUGUCAAAACUAGAAUUCAAAUAAGAAUACAUUCCAGCUGUUCCAAGUAAUGCACCCCACUCCACCUCACAUGCUAAUCAUAAAUAUUAAGAAAUGUGUUCAGAAGGAAGCAGUGGGCAGGAGUUUGGAGCUGGAGAGGGGAUUAUUGGAGAAGAAGCAGUGACUGUGUCUUGUGACUUGGUUUUUGAUGUGUAGCUCUAAGGCAGGCAUAGGCAAACUCGGCCCUCCAGAUGUUUUUGGGACUACAACUCCCAUCAUCCCUAGCUAACAGGAGCAGUGGUCAGGGAUGAUGGGAACUGUAGUCUCAAAACAUCUGGAGGGCCGAGUCUGCCUAUGCCUGCUCUAAGACUUGAGGUACUGUGGCCAUCCCUGUUGUGUUGGAAAUCACAGGGUUUCUGCCUCAGCUCACCUGGUGAAAAGUGAUACUAUAGGAGGAGACCACUAGAGGGCAUCUCAGGGACUUGUGCAUCAGAACUCAGUCUGGAUGAAUGAAGGAGGAGUGCCCUAGGCAUUUAACAACAAACACUUAAAUACCACUAUAAAAACACUUAGAUAGCAGUAUUGCAAUUACAGCUGUAACAGGUAUUAUGCAGCGGUCUUUGUAAGUUUGGCAAACCAGAUUGACAGCUGCCUAAAUAAAAUAAGCUUUAGGUGGAAGAGAGGAAAGUCAUAAUUAGUGAGAAUUUUCGUCAGAUGUAAAAAUACAUGAGAUGCAAAUAGUUAACUGGGAAGUGAGGCAUUUAUAAGCCGUGUGGAAGCUCUUAACAUUGGAUGUCUUUAUUUAUCACAUUUCUGCCUGUAUCCUUCUUACUUCAAACAUAUCUCUGCGGCCACAAGGACAAGAAACUUGUUCUUCUUUUCUAAGCACCAUUUAACAUUAUAUGCUUGUCCUCCUAUGCAAUGGAUCGGAGCCUGCUGUCAGUUCACCAGUUCAGGGAGCUCUUCUGAAAAAGUAUUUCCCCUUUUAUGUGGAAGUGGCUACUCUGUAUGUACAUAUUAAAAUAUUUAUUUCCUGCUUUUCUGCCCCAUAACGGGACCUCCCAAGGUGAUUUUCAAAAGAAUGAAUGUUUCAAACGUAACAGCAAGAACUUACGAAACAAACUACACAUGCCACUUGAAAAUGUAUGGAAGAAAGAUGCCAUAUAAAUUCAGUUUAUAAUACUUAUUGCUGUACAGAUCUCACCCUUCUUCCCAUAUUAACAGAGCAACCUGCAUUUGUUGGACCCCAUGAUAACAUCAUGGCAUGUGUGUGCUCCAGAUUGAGCUCAUGGGUUGUUUGUUUAUUGUAAAUAGUCACUUACCUGGUCACCUGUGAUGAAUAAGAGCUACCUCCAGGCAACCAUCCUGGGAAGCUUUACACUAGUGAAUUUUUUUGGGGGGUGUAUUGUAAAUGGCUAAAAAUAAAUAUGUAUAGAUGGGCUAUUCACUUUGUGCGCUUCUUUGCAAGGUCCUGUGUGUUCCCUUCUUUCAUUUCUGUUUGAAAACAAACAGCACAGAAUCUGUAUUCCUUUGGCUCUUGAAUAGUCUAUAUUCUGACUGUCAUCCCUUCUCUUUCUCCCACAGUGAGAAGAUGAUGGCUGCAAGAUUCUGGAAGGAUCUGUCCAUGGACCACACAACCGAUCUGCUGUAA
Molecule: messenger RNA, 10413 nt
Organism: Podarcis lilfordi (Lilford's wall lizard)
Lineage: Eukaryota; Metazoa; Chordata; Lepidosauria; Squamata; Lacertidae
Source: the annotation of a GenBank genome assembly